AUGUCCUAUCCGAUCACCACCGGUGCCUGGGAGCACCUGGACCCUGCAUCAACCCUCCUCGGUCGUGUUUUUGAUCGGGACCCCGUCCUCCGAUAUAUGCUGUGCAAUCUGUCCGAUGUGGAUUACCAAGUAUAUUUGCACCAAUACUGGCGCGGUCUCUGCCGAACGGCGCUCCUCAACGGCGGCACCAUCUCCGAGGCCGAUGGAUGGAAAUCGGUUGCGGUCAUAUUACCUCCGGGUCGAUCGAUAGAUAGUCCCUGGAUGAUGGUGCCCGCUGCUUUGGCGUUUCUCAAUGUAAUCUGGCGUGUUGGUGUGCCGGGGUGUGUUCGCAUGCUACGUGAUUACAGCAAACCGGUAAACGCAGCAAAAAAACGAGUUCUUGGGGGCCUAGCGCACUAUUACGUCUUUGCUAUUGGAACAGAGUAUGAAUUUCAGGGAAAGGGACUGGCCCGGGUUCUUUUGAAAGAAUAUCAACAGGCGGCAUUGUGUAAUGAACUUCCGAUCUGGCUGGAGGCAACAACAGCGCACUCUCGUGAUAUAUACCUCUCCAUGGGAUUCGAGCAAAUGGAGGAAAUCACUAUAGGAGAGGGCAAGGCAGCACCAGAUGGGAUAUCACAAAAGGGCGGCCCUGGGGUCACCAUAUGGGUAAUGGUCUGGUGGCCAAGGGUUUUUCAUAUCGUCGGUUAG
Messenger RNA from Aspergillus puulaauensis, 687 nucleotides. RefSeq lists its product as uncharacterized. NCBI's taxonomy places the organism in Eukaryota, Fungi, Ascomycota, Eurotiomycetes, Eurotiales, Aspergillaceae. The transcript is spliced from 4 exons. The record is from RefSeq and is a predicted model, not a curated record. Gene Ontology annotation, molecular function: acyltransferase activity, transferring groups other than amino-acyl groups. The coding region runs from base 1 to 687 and encodes 228 amino acids.